This is a messenger RNA of Sphaeramia orbicularis (orbiculate cardinalfish), 889 nucleotides long. RefSeq names its product nanos homolog 1-like. The coding region runs from base 160 to 840 and encodes 226 amino acids. The transcript has a single exon. Gene Ontology annotation, molecular function: zinc ion binding; RNA binding. NCBI's taxonomy places the organism in Eukaryota, Metazoa, Chordata, Actinopteri, Kurtiformes, Apogonidae. The record is from RefSeq and is a predicted model, not a curated record.
CUCUUUAUUCUGGGGAACUUAUCUGCGCCUACAUGUUGAGCGCUCUGCAUACCGGACCCAGAGAGACGACCGAGUAAGACCACUUCCACGGGCUCCCCAUGCUGACAGACACCUCCUGUGAACCGUGUCUUGGACCUUAAACUCCUCGGCUCUGACAGGAUGGAUCUUUUAGACCGCGGCUACUUGGACGCGCGGUCUCCUUAUGAUUACACCUUUAAUUUUUGGAACGACUACCUCGGCCUGUCGACACUUGUCGCCAAAAAUAAGAUGAGCAGUCCUUCCUGUAGCCCCAACUCCAUAACCGAGUCUCUUAAGGCCACUCUGGGCUUGGAUGAUUCCCCGGUUUGCUCCUGCGUAACCGGGCACGGCAGGGACAGUGACGCGCACUCGGACUGCUGCUGCGCGCCCCCGGGCUCCCCGCAGAUCUCCAUCUAUGAUCUGAAGGAGCGCAUCUCGCUCCUCAGGCCGUACGAGCAUCUCGGCGGUGACUCUCCGCUGGCGGGCAGAGAUUCGCCUCCCUACGGUGGCAGCUUCGCGGGCCUGGACCUGCUGUCCAUGGAGCGGAGGCGCAAACAGACUCAGAGGUGCAAACCGGAGCCCAAAGUGUGCGUCUUCUGUCGGAAUAACGGCGCACCGGAGGAGGUUUACGGCACCCACAUCCUGAAGACGGCGGACGGCAGGGUCCUGUGCCCCAUCCUCCGGGCAUACACCUGCCCCCUCUGCAGUGCCAACGGCGACAAUGCGCACACCAUUAAGUACUGCCCUCUGUCUAAGGACCAGCAGAGCCAGAGGGCGCACAAGGCCGGCAGAGCCAUCGGAAAAAGGCUGAAAAUCUUCUAAAAUUUAAAAAAAAAAAAAAGCAAAUGAAUGAAGUUUGAGUUGCACUGUC